UAGUGUUGGAAGAGCUUAAAUACAUAACUGAUAUGGCAAAGGAAAUUUUCAACGUGAUGGAUGAAGAUGAAACCAACAACAAUGAUGGGAGGAUACAAGACUCCACCAUAGGAGAUACAUUGAUUGAGUCUUAUUCAGACAAAAGAAUGACCUGCCCUUCACCAAAUACUACAAUUUCAGUUCCUCCCCAGAUGACUUCUUUUGCCAUGAAACUUGGCGAAAUUUCAAACAUAUCUUAUUCUCCACAACUUCUUUUGCCUCUCAGACUUCAGUCACUUGGGAAUUUGAAGACAAAUGAGAUGAAGUAUUUCGCUUUCAACGUAUCUCAUCCUCAGCAAGGGACAAAUGAUCACGAGUCAAACAGAACAAUCCAAAACGGUUCUGAAGAUCAGUCACCAGAAGGGAAAGAAGACACUAAAGCUGCAGAAAAUUUGCCGAAGUUUCCAGGUUUUGAUUCAAAUGUAAAGGUAAAUAUAACAAGGCCUGCAGCAGCAGCAGUACCACCCCCACCUCUGCCACCAAUGGUACUAUUAGAUAGUCCUCCUUCAACUGCUUCACAAUCAUCUCCUUCUCCUUCAUGCAUUCCAGCUCAUAAAGGAUCAGCACUGCCAAGCAUGCCUAUGAAAAAGAUUGGCACACCACCUCCUCCUCCUCCUAUGGGAGUUUCAAAGCUCUUGCGUCCGAAGAAAGUAAAUAACAAACUAAAGAGAUCAUCCCACAUGGGAGCCUUGUAUAGGAUUCUUAAAGGGAAAGUGGAAGGCUCUAGCUUAAGUGGUAAACACUCGCACGGAAAAAAAUCUCAUGUUAGUGGAUCUGCUGGUGGAAGACAGGGAAUGGCUGACGCAUUAGCAGAAAUGACAAAACGAUCUGCAUACUUCCAACAGAUUGAGGAAGAUGUUGUGAAGCAUUUAAAAUCAAUCAUGGAGAUUAAAGCUGCCAUGAAUUCAUUCCAAACAAAAGACAUGGCUGAGCUUAUCAGAUUUCAUAAGUAUGUGGAGCAACAUUUGGAGAAACUUACAGAUGAGACGCAGGUGCUGGCAAGGUUUGAAGAUUUUCCAACCAAGAAGCUGGAAUCAUUAAGGACUGCAGCAGCAUUGUACACAAAAUUGGAAGGAAUAAUUACUACCUUGGAAAACUGGAAAAUAGCACCUCCUUUAGGCCUGCUUCUUGACAAGGUUGAGUCCUAUUUCAACAAGAUAAAGGGCGAUGUUGAUUCAUUGGAAAGAAGCAAAGAUGAAGAUUCAAAACGAUUCCGAAGCCACAAAAUCGAUUUUGACUUCAACAUUUUGCUUAAAGUUAAGGAAUCUAUGGUAGAUGUUUCUUCUAGCUGCAUGGAGCUGGCACUUGAGGAAAAGAGAAGGGCUAAAGCAGCAAUGGAAAAUGCAGAAAGUGUGUCAAAAACUGAAGGCCAAGCAAACCAUGUAAAAAUGCUAUGGAGGGCUUUUCAGCUUGCAUUUCGUGUCUAUAGUUUUGCAGGUGGACAAGACGAUCGAGCUGAAAUGUUGACAAAAGAAUUAGCACAUGAAAUAGAGACUGGUCCUCAACACUAAUCAUGAUGCCAGUAUGAUUAUUAAGCUCAAUUCAGCUUAUGCUCCAUUUAGAAAACAAUAGAGCAAUCUCCAUAUGUACCCGUACAAACUCAGGACCCUCUGUUUUCAGGUAAUUUAUGACAGCAAAGCAUAUUGCAGACAGCGAGUACACAAAACUCUUUUGAAAGCAGAGUGCUUUUGUGACAGUCUAAAUGUGGUAUUAUCUUCCAAUUAAAAACCUUGCCUUCAUAAUCAGGAUUUGUAAAAUGACUCUUUUUUUUUUUUUCUUU
Ziziphus jujuba (common jujube) is the source of this 1819-nucleotide messenger RNA. RefSeq lists its product as uncharacterized. The coding region runs from base 33 to 1550 and encodes 505 amino acids. Gene Ontology annotation, cellular component: chloroplast outer membrane. Gene Ontology annotation, biological process: chloroplast organization. The transcript has 5 exons. The record is from RefSeq and is a predicted model, not a curated record. Lineage: Eukaryota; Viridiplantae; Streptophyta; Magnoliopsida; Rosales; Rhamnaceae.